AUGCCUUCUGUGGUCUGCUUCCGCAAUGCACGCCUCUGCGUCGAUGGCCAGCUACAUCCUCAAGCACAGUUCGAUGUAGACACUAGCACUGGAAAGAUCAUCGAGAGGAGCCAGCAUCCAGACCACAUCACAAUCGACCUGAAAAAUGCUAUCGUCGCACCCGGAUUCUUGGAGCUGCAGACAAACGGAUCGAGAGGCUUCCACUUUACGCAUUUCACUGAUGCGGAAACAUAUACGGAGAAUCUCACGCGAGUCGCAGAGUAUCUUCCAAGAACAGGUGUGACAGCCUUCUAUCCCACAGUCCCCACCGUGGCCAGUCAAGAUUUCAAGAAGAUACUCCCAUGUCUCGCACCGCAUGAUCUAGCACGUGCUGCCGCCGUCCUCGGUGCGCACGCAGAGGGACCAUACCUCCAGCCUCUGAAAAAGGGCGCUCACAAUGCCUCGCUUUUCCAAUUGCCCACAGUCCCUCCAGAACAUAUCUAUGGCCAAGAGGGACUGGCUGCCACAAAAGUUGUCACUCUCGCGCCAGAGAAUGAAGGCUCUCUUGACCUUAUCAAGAACCUGACGCAGAACGGGAUCAUGGUCUCCUUGGGCCACUCCAAUGCCACAUAUCAUCAGGGACUCGCUGCUGUCGAGGCCGGAGCCAAGUGCUUGACUCAUACUCUCAAUGCCAUGGCGCCUCUUCACCAUCGAGAUCCAGGACUGACAGGUCUCGUGGCCACUCCUUCAACCAACUCGCCCUUUUUCAGCAUUAUUGCUGACGGCAAUCAUCUCCAUCCCAGCGUCGCCACUGUGCUCUUCAGAAGCAAUGCGAAGAAGUGUGUCCUCAUUACGGACUCGAUCGAGCUCGCAGGACUCCCAGAUGGCACCUACCCAGGUCAUGCUCAGAUUCCGUUCAAUCAAACAAAACUUGGAAGCAAAGUCGGCAUUGAAGGCACAGAGACACUCGUUGGAGGGUGUGCGUCACUUUCAGAGUGUGUGCAGAAUCUUGUGAAGUGGAGUGAAUGCGGUAUUGCCGAAGCCGUCAGAUGUGUGACGGAAAACGUGGCAAACUUGAUGGCAUUGACAGAUAGAGGCAUGCUAGAACCCGGUCGCAGAGCCGACUUUGUUGUUUUAGACGAUGAAGCAAAUGUGCUUCAGACAUGGAUAGGAGGUGUGAAAGUCUGGGAUUUACAACACAGUGCAAACAAUUAA
This is a messenger RNA of Pseudocercospora fijiensis CIRAD86, 1194 nucleotides long. Its product is annotated as carbohydrate esterase family 9 protein. The record is from RefSeq and is a predicted model, not a curated record. NCBI's taxonomy places the organism in Eukaryota, Fungi, Ascomycota, Dothideomycetes, Mycosphaerellales, Mycosphaerellaceae. Bases 1 to 1194 code for a protein of 397 amino acids. Gene Ontology annotation, biological process: N-acetylglucosamine catabolic process. Gene Ontology annotation, molecular function: N-acetylglucosamine-6-phosphate deacetylase activity. The transcript has 2 exons.